AUGUCGGCCGCCGCGGCGCCGCUCUCCUUACCCCCUACACGAACGCAUGCAAUCAAUGCCUACCUCCAUCAGAAGGAGCAACGGGAAGGCAAACGUGUCGACUUCUUGCGGGUGGAUACGGAGAUGCAAGAGGAGCUGGACAGGACGGUCUGGGGUCGGGCAUUUUCGGGCGGGGUCUCGGGAGCCAUUGCGAUGGGCAUCAACGUGGGUGCAUUCAUGUGGCUCCGCACCAUCAUGUCGUACCAACAAAUGCACGGGACUCCUUUGCCCCAGGUACUUCGGACCUUAUACCGGGAAGGGGGGGUACGACGCUUCUACCAAGGCUUUACCGCAGCCCUUGUGCACGGGCCGGCCAGUCGGUUUGGGGACACGGCGGCCAACGCGGGCGCCCUGGCCUUGCUGGACCGGCACGCAGAGACCAGGAACCUCCCGAUUGUUCUGAAAACGGCGGCGGGAUCGGUGGCCUCCGCGGUCUGGCGGAUCUUCCUCAUGCCUUUGGACACCCUCAUCGUCUGCCAACAGGUUCAGGGAUACCCGGGGUGGUCUGGCCUGUUGCGGAAAUUGAAACGGGUGGGGCCCUCGGUCCUCUUUCAAGGUGCGGGGGCCUCCUUCUCGGCGAAUGUGGUGGGGCAUUUUCCGUGGUUCGCUGUGUAUAAUCUGUGCGAGACCCAUUUGCCCGAGCCAGGAGGGAUGAAAACACGGGUCUUGCGCAAUGCAUUCAUGGGCUUCGCGGCCAGUGUCGCCUCGGACGUGCUUUCCAAUUCCUUGACCGUCAUCAAGGUGUGCAAACAAGCCAGUGUGGAGCUCUUGACGUACCGGCAGACCACAGAACAGAUAUUAGCCGUGGACGGGGUGCGAGGGUUGUUGGGGCGCGGUUUGGGCCUUCGAUUGAUGGCUAAUGGCUUCCAAGGGAUGACCUUUGGGGUGGUCUGGAAAUUUCUGGACGACUGCAUCUUCCGUGGACAGUGUCGGGAAUUGUUGCUGUAA
Messenger RNA from Nannochloropsis gaditana CCMP526, 987 nucleotides. RefSeq names its product mitochondrial carrier domain-containing protein. The record is from RefSeq and is a predicted model, not a curated record. The transcript has a single exon. Bases 1 to 987 code for a protein of 328 amino acids.